Messenger RNA from Purpureocillium takamizusanense, 549 nucleotides. RefSeq lists its product as uncharacterized. The coding region runs from base 1 to 549 and encodes 182 amino acids. Lineage: Eukaryota; Fungi; Ascomycota; Sordariomycetes; Hypocreales; Ophiocordycipitaceae. The record is from RefSeq and is a predicted model, not a curated record. The transcript has a single exon.
AUGUCCAUUACGCAAACCGCCUAUCCGAGCCUCGAAGCCGCCAAGGCUGCCGCCAAUGACAUGGCCAAGACGCAAGGCUUUGCCCUGGCCACGCGCACGAGCAAAAUGGACGGCGCCGGCGUCGUCAAGUACCUCAUCCUGCGCUGCUCCAAGGCAGGGCAGUUUCGUCAAGAUCCCAAUGUCCUCUCGACCCACGAGACCAAGAGGCGGUGUAGAAAGACAUCGCAAAAGACCGGCUGUAAGCUCACCGUCAUCACCAGCUACAACGGGGCCUUGAACAAGUGGCUCGUGCGGAUGCCCAGCGGCUCGGGCCACAAUCACGCUCUCUUGCCGCCGCAGGCUCACACAAAGUACCGCAUCGAGGCAGUGACGGCACGACUGGGCGACAUAGUCGCUCUAUACAACGACGGCAUCGCGCUAGUCGACAUCGCUGCGCGGCUCCGUGCCGCUGCCGCGCCCGAUGACGAUAUCGCCACCAUCACGAGCCAGGACGUCAGGAACGCCCGAUCACGCCACAGGAGAGACGAGGAAAUGGCAUAUACCCCUUGA